GUCUGAAACUCCACUGGCUCCUUCCCUCCUAACUCCUCACUUCAUAGUGCUGCGUACUAAAAACAUCGGACGCUAGGGGAUCAAGACGCAUGCCACAUUGCCUCUAUGUGGGCACUUUAACAGAUCUUUCGGGAUUUUUUUUUUUCCCAGUUAGGGGGCUGCGGAGGGAGGCCUUCUUUUUUUUUUUUCUUUUUUUUUAUUUUCACCCUCUGAUGACUGUUUGCACGGCUGAUUAUUGAGUUGAUUGUUUAUUUUUUGGCCGCUGCUGUCCGGCGCCCUGCGCGUCUUUUUUCCCCUCCCGUUCUGGAAUCGGCGACCUAUCGCGGGGGGCUCACCAAUGUCCUAUCCUCAGGGUUACCUCUACCAGCCCCCGGGCUCUCUGGCUCUGUAUUCGUGUCCGGCUUACGGGGCCUCGGCUCUCGCUGCCCCGCGGAAUGAGGACUUGGCGAGGUCCUCCUCUGGCUCAGCCUUCAGCCCUUAUCCCGGGUCGGCGGCUUUCUCCGCCUCGGCCGGUGCGGGCUUCUCCAGCCCGCUGUCAUACUCCACGGAUCCAGCGACGGGAUUCCCAUCUUACAUGUCCUCUCCAUACGACGCGCACACGACGGGCAUGGCCGGGGCGUUAAGCUACCACCCGUACGGCAGUCCGGGGUACCCGUACCAGCUCAACGACCCGGCUUACCGCAAGAAUGCCACCAGGGACGCCACGGCCACCUUGAAGGCCUGGCUGCAGGAGCACAGGAAGAACCCGUACCCGACCAAGGGGGAGAAGAUCAUGCUGGCCAUCAUCACCAAGAUGACCCUGACGCAGGUCUCCACGUGGUUCGCCAACGCCAGGAGGAGGCUCAAGAAGGAGAACAAGAUGACCUGGGCUCCGAGGAAUAAAAGCGAAGACGAGGACGAGGACGACGGGGACGGGGAGAGGAAAGAGGUGGAGCGCUCCGAAAAGACGCUGGACAACAGCGAGGCUUCAGCGGAGGAUGAAGGGAUCAGCCUGCACGUGGACACCCUGACGGAUCACUCCUGCUCGGCGGAGUCUGACGGGGAGAAGGUCAGCUGUGCGGGCGAGCUGGGCUCCGAGCAGCCCGGCGACAAGUGCGACGAGGACGGCGAGGACCACAGCCGCGACGCGCGGGCCCAGCUCUCCCCCAAACCGGUCACGUCGUCGCCCCUGACGGGAGUGGAAGCCCCGGUUCUCAGCCACCACCACCACCACCACCUGCACCACCAUCACCUGCACCACCUGCACCACCUGCACAGCCAGAGAGAGGACCUGGCGCGCGGCCUCGUCAACACCAGUAAAUCCUCAUCCUCAUGCCUUGACAGCAGACCCGCGCCGGGGGCCCCCCAGAACCCCGCGGUUAAGCCCAAAUUGUGGUCUCUGGCGGAGAUUGCUACCUCGGACCAAAAGCAACAGCAUCAGCAGGCGGGGCAGUCCGGGCAGCCGGGCUGCCCCUCCUCCAGCAGCGGACUGCUCACCCCCCCGACGCCCUCCACCGCGUCCCCGACAGCCACGUCCCCCUCCCUCUACCCGGCCCCCUCCAUCCUCGGAAGACCUAUUUAUUACACUUCUCCCUUUUAUAGCAAUUACACAAACUACGGCAACUUCAGCCCCCUGCAGGGCCAGGGCAUCCUGCGCUACACCAACUCCUCCGGAGUGAGUCUGGCUGCGGCCGCCGCCGCCGCUGCCGCCGCCGCUGCUGCGAACGAGGGUCUGAGCGCCUCUCACCAGGCUCUGGAGGCCAGCACAAACCCCAAACACAGGCCAGACUCGCCCCUCGUUAAAAAUAACCCCAACCAGAUUGUUGUUGUGGAGCAGCAGCAGUUCAGACCCGCAAAUUUAGAAGCGAAGAAAGGUACGUAAUCCACGUGCGUAAAGCGGCCAGCU
Molecule: messenger RNA, 1885 nt
Organism: Salarias fasciatus (jewelled blenny)
Lineage: Eukaryota; Metazoa; Chordata; Actinopteri; Blenniiformes; Blenniidae
Gene: irx2a
Product: iroquois homeobox 2a
Exons: 3
Coding region: 338-1861 (507 amino acids)
Biological process (GO): regulation of transcription by RNA polymerase II; neuron differentiation; cell development
Cellular component (GO): nucleus
Molecular function (GO): DNA-binding transcription factor activity, RNA polymerase II-specific; RNA polymerase II cis-regulatory region sequence-specific DNA binding
Source: RefSeq, a predicted model, not a curated record